UCUGAUCAGACCUCGUUAGUGAGAUUUUUUUCCACCCCCCCGGACUGAAACAGCGCGCUAAACUCAACUGCAGCAGUUUAAUUAACAAGAAACUACUGAAGCAGUUUAACACUUGUCUCUGAGUGGGAAGUGAAAACGACUAGCUGCGUGACAUCUGAUCAUCUCCCAAAGAGCGUCUGGCUGUUGUAAGAAAUCCACAUUAUACCCUUUGCGCACCGGGGAGAGCAGCGAUGUAACGUUCCAGUGUUGUGCGUAGCUGGCAUCAUCUCAGCCACUCUGUGAAAUUCGUGGGAAAAAAAAAAAAAACGCUGAAGGGAAGGCGCUGAGGGGACAGGACUGCAGAGGAGCUUUGUACAAGGACAGGAUGGAGGUGACUGUAUCCUGUGCGUGGAGUCAAGAGUGUUGAGCUGAAGCUGAAUAAACCUUUUUUUCCAGCUGUUUGAGCGGAGCAGGUGUGAAGGAGUUGCUUUUUGAGGAAUCUGGUGGAUGUUUCUGGAGCAGCUGCAGGUGAGGAGGCUGAGCUCAGCAGUUGCCAGGCUGCAGCUAUGGACGUUGAGGAGCGGUUUCCUCCCUCCGUAUCAGUGACCUCUUUGUUUGUCUCACCAUGCUGUACGACUCCGCCGAUAUCAUCUACAUCGUCCUGGAGCUGCUGAUUGCUGUGUUCUCCGUGCUGGGAAAUGUGUUGGUCUGCUGGGCCGUGUGCCUCAACAGUAACCUGCAGAGCAUCACCAACUUCUUCGUGGUGUCGCUGGCGGUGGCCGACAUCGCCGUGGGUGUCCUGGCUAUUCCCUUCGCCAUUGUCAUCAGCACUGGCUUCUGCUCCAACUUCUACGGAUGCCUCUUCAUGGCUUGCUUUGUGCUGAUUCUCACACAGAGCUCCAUCUUCAGCCUGUUGGCCAUCGCUAUAGACCGCUACAUCGCAAUCAAGAUACCGCUCAGGUACAACAGUUUGGUAACAGGUCAGCGGGCUCGAGGCAUCAUCGCCAUCUGCUGGGUUUUAUCAAUCAUCAUCGGUCUGACUCCCAUGAUGGGCUGGCACAACCUGUCUCAGAGCAGCAACAGUACCUGCCCACCUGACCAGAUGAAGCAGAGCGACAACAAUACCUGUUCGCCGGGCCUGAUGGAGUGCAAGUUUGAGUCGGUGGUGAACAUGAAGUAUAUGAUUUACUUCAACUUUUUUGGCUGUGUUCUGAUCCCCCUGCUGCUGAUGCUGGCCAUCUACCUGUGUAUCUUCAUGGCAGCUCGCUACCAGCUCAAGCUGAUUGAAGUGAAGGCGGUUCAUGGAGAGAAGUCUCGCUCCACGCUGCAGAAGGAGGUCCAGGCUGCCAAGUCCCUGGCCAUCAUUGUGGGGCUGUUUGCAGUCUGCUGGCUGCCGUUACACAUCAUUAACUGCUUCACCGUCUUCUGUCCUCAGUGUGACCGUUCUCCGCUCUGGGUCAUAAAUGUCGCCAUUAUCCUGUCUCAUGCCAACUCUGUAGUCAACCCCUUCAUCUACGCUUACCGCAUCCGGGAAUUCCGGCAAACCUUUCGUAAGAUUAUCCGGCGCUACAUCUUGGGCCGGCAGGAGGUGUUUGAGAGCAGCAGCAGUAAGCGUAACUCUACUUACAACAGCAUCACAGACUCCAUUAGACUGAAGGCUGAUGGCCUCAGCUUUGACCUUUUCACAGAGCACAGCAACAACAGUAGCUAUGAAAAUUCUUGCCGCUGCCCGACUCACGUCUCUCCUGUAGGGUCCGAUAUGGUGGCAGUAUCCCACACCCCUCUGUCAGUCAUUAUCUCCCACUGUCCUAAGAUGGAGACGUGUCCACUGAAAGCCCUCAGACAGACUCCAGCCCCCCUGGACCAUCAUCUGCAGUACUCGGUGCAACAGCAUGACUGUGCUGGAGCAGAAGUCCUGGAAGAGAAAGGCGAUCAGAACCUCGGCUCAGCCCACAUCACAUUGCUGUUCAGCAAGCCAAGCAGGAGGAGCUGCUGUAGUGAACUGACAAAGGUGUCUUGAUGCAUGCGCACGAGGGGUCAUGCACUAAUUCAGGAACUUUGCUGUAAAAUAUCAGCAUCAGCUCAGGAUCAGAAUAAAUCCAGACUGUAACCAGAUAACAAACAAUGAAUGUCACCGAGAUAACUUGUCUUCACUAUUUAAGUACACUUUAAGUCACAAUAAGAGUCUAAAAGCACUGCUGGCGGCUUGGGUAGGACGAGCUGCUUCUUAACAACCCACAUGACAGAGAGUGUUGAAACAGACUGACACUCUGGUCUGAAAGGUGCAGGGACACACAUCAAAAAAGGCUGCCUCAAUAAAUAAAGUCACUGAACGAUUUUGCUUUGACCAGUAAAAUUGCCACCAAAGAGAGAAGAAAGAGAGCCAAUGGAGACAAGGGAUGGACGUCUUACCCUGUUAGACCUGUAAGAAUUAAAUGAAGUGUUACUGGUUUCCUGUCUGGAUGUCCAUCUUUCUUUAAACACAGUGUGAGUAACUUUCUCUUUUUUUUUUCCAACCCCAUUGCUCCCUGUGGGCCCAUGCCAUUUGUGAGUGGACUAAAAAGGACAGUACAGAGUGGUUCCUGUUUGUGUCAAUAGCAAUGUAAUACUUCUCACGUUUUUCAAGCAAAGGCUGGAAAUGAGGUGAUGCAAUGCUGAAAUGUAACCUUGUGUUUUUGUUUGCUCAGUGAAAGAAUGAGGCUUUAAUUUGUGCUUGUUUCAGUGAGAUUACUGCAAAUGCAGACACAGUUUGAUAGAUGAUGGAAAAUAAUUUGAAGCAAGUUGUAAAUAAUUACAUUUUAAACUUGAAAAAAAUACUCAGUCUCAUCACCUUUUUAUUUUUCCUGAUGGGUUUAUCCUGAGUCCAGCGCAGCUAUUGUCUUCCAUGCACUUACAAGCAGACUGGCACAAAGACUUGUCUUUAAAUAAAUACCUUUGCCUUUUUGAAGUGUA
Molecule: messenger RNA, 2931 nt
Organism: Stegastes partitus (bicolor damselfish)
Lineage: Eukaryota; Metazoa; Chordata; Actinopteri; Pomacentridae
Gene: adora2aa
Product: adenosine A2a receptor a
Exons: 3
Coding region: 605-1999 (464 amino acids)
Biological process (GO): G protein-coupled adenosine receptor signaling pathway; adenylate cyclase-activating G protein-coupled receptor signaling pathway
Cellular component (GO): plasma membrane
Molecular function (GO): G protein-coupled adenosine receptor activity
Source: RefSeq, a predicted model, not a curated record